Messenger RNA from Diceros bicornis minor, 2874 nucleotides. RefSeq names its product KASH domain containing 5 (gene KASH5). The record is from RefSeq and is a predicted model, not a curated record. NCBI's taxonomy places the organism in Eukaryota, Metazoa, Chordata, Mammalia, Perissodactyla, Rhinocerotidae. Gene Ontology annotation, molecular function: dynein complex binding. Gene Ontology annotation, biological process: chromosome localization to nuclear envelope involved in homologous chromosome segregation; actin filament organization; spindle assembly. Gene Ontology annotation, cellular component: nuclear outer membrane; meiotic nuclear membrane microtubule tethering complex; meiotic spindle pole. The transcript has 20 exons. The coding region runs from base 15 to 1964 and encodes 649 amino acids.
CUUUGGGGAACAGCAUGCAGUUGAGUCGCUGGAGCAGCAAGUGUGAUUUGGAGUGGAGAGACAGGUGGGGCCAGGCCGUGCAGGGCCUUCAAUGCCAGAUCCAGGGUCUAGGCUCUGUCCCCCGGGUGCUGGGGAGCCGUAGAAGAACACUGAGCAAAGGAGGGACAGGAGCUCUCGGGGCCGCCGGUGCUUUGUCAGUCUGUCCCAGUGAUGGAGGGAGGCUCUUAGCGUCGCCAGCGGCUGCAGAGCAGAGGCAGUGGCCCAUGGACCUGCCAGAGAGCCGGGCGGGCAGCCCCGCCGCUGCAGAAAUAUACCUCUGGGACCAGUCAGAGGAGGGGACCCUGGGGAUGCCGCUCAGCUUAGAGGAGCAAAUACUCAACUCCACGUUUGAAGCUUGUGACCCCCAGAAGACAGGCAUUGUGGCUGUGACCCACGUACUAGCCUACCUGGAGGCUGUGACAGGACAGAGCCCCCAGGAUGCACGCCUCCAAACACUGGCCUGCAGCCUGGACCCCAACGGAGAGGGGCCUCAGGCCACCGUGGAUUUGGACACCUUCCUGGUCGUCAUGCGGGACUGGAUCACUGCCUGUCAGCUGGAUGGGGGAUUAGAGCUGGAAGAGGAGACCGCCUUCCAGGGGACCCUGACCUCCCAGCAACUGCCAUCUGGAUGCCCAGAAGCAGAAGAGCCAGCCAACCUGGAGAGCUUCGGAGGCGAAGACCCCAGACCUGAGCUGCCCGCCACGGCUGACCUGCUAAGCAGCCUGGAGGACCUGGAGCUCAGCAACCGCCGGCUGGCGGGGGAGAAUGCCAAACUGCAGCGCAGUGUGGAGACGGCCGAGGAGGGGUCUGCACGCCUCGGGGAGGAGAUCGUGGCCCUGCGCAAGCAGCUUCGCAGUACCCAGCAGGCUCUGCAGUUUGCCAAGGCUGUGGAUGAGGAGCUGGAGGACCUGAAGACUCUGGCCAAGAGCCUGGAGGAACAGAAUCACAGCCUCCUGGCCCAGGCCCGGCAGACGGAAAAGGAGCAGCAGCAUCUGGUGGCUGAGAUGGAGACUCUGCAGGAGGAGAAUGGGAAGCUACUGGCUGAGCGGGAUGGAGUGAAAAAGAGGAGUGAGGAGCUGGCCAUGGAGAAGGAUGCUUUGAAGCGGCAGCUCUAUGAGUGUGAAUGCCUCAUUUGCCAACGAGACGCCGUCCUCUCGGAGCGCACUCGCCAUGCGGAGAGUCUGGCCAAAACCUUGGAAGAGUACAGAACGACAACCCAGGAACUGAGGCUGGAAAUCUCACACUUGGAGGAGCAGCUGAGCGAAACCCACAAGGGGCCAGAUGAGGUACCCGAAGGGGCUCAGGUGAGAAGAGUGGACUGGACCAGGCCGCUGCCCCCGUCUCUGGGUGUGGAGAUCAAGGCCAUUCAGCAGAAUCAAGAAGUGGCAGCUGCCGAGCUCUCCAGCCCUCUGUGUGGAGUGUGGCCGUGGAAGGAGGUCAUCAGUGAGACCAGUGAGGAAGCUGAGUUUCCGCCUGAAGCCCCAACUGGGGGACAGAGAAACUUCCAGGGAGAACCUGUGCACCCUCAAAGAAGAAGGGAGCGAUCGAUGUGGUUGCCCGGAAGAGAGGAAGAGGAGGAAGCGGAGACCCGGGUCACGGCUGAUCUCCUCCCCAUCCCUCUGGGAGCCCGUCACCCUGGAGACAUCCCAGGAAGCCCUCCUGAGAGCCCUGCCGAGCCAGGACUGCAGCGAGCACUGGUGCCCGUGGUGGAAGGGCUGGUCCCAGUUAUGAGGCCAGUCUGGGGCCAGCUCUGCCUGACCCCCUCGCACCCCCAGCAGCUCAGGGUCGCUCGGCACCCACUGAUCCCGGCGCCUGUCCUGGGCCUGCUGCUGCUGCUGCUGCUCUCCGUCCUGCUGCUCGGCCAGUCCUCGCCCCCCACCUGGCCCCACCUCCAGCUCUACUACCUCCAGCCCCCCCCAGUGUGAGCCAUGCUCCCCGCCCCUCAGAGCAACAUCUAGUUCAGUGAAUUCUCCAGGGCCUUUUUUACUGUUAUUCCCAUUGUUGUGCCACUGUCACUUGGGAUUACCCUAGUAUGGGGACCCCAGACACAGUACUCCAGGAUCCACACCCCUGUAUUGAGUUUUUAUGUGAAAUCUCUUGGUGUUUGAAUGUUGGCAACUACAUUUCUUAACAAUAGCAAAACAUGCCCAAUAAUGAAUUAAGCACUAGGGGUUUAUUUUCCUCACAAAACAAGUCUGGAGGAGGAGGUGUGCACCCACAGCUCAGGGCCAGGGUGCUGUGAUUCUUUGUGACUCUCUUGGCCCUUCCCUCGUGCUCAGGAGAUGGUGGGCAUUGUAGCUUCAUAUGUCACAUCAGGCAGAAGGGGACCUCUCCCUUCCUUUUUAUAAAGAAAAGCAAUAGUCCUCCCAGAGCUGGCAGCAGACCUGUGUUUAUGUCUCCUUGGCCAGAACUGUUUGGGGUGACCACCCCUAGCUGCAAGGGAGGCUGGGAGACUGAGCACCUCUCCUGGCAGAAAGAGGGAGAGAGAUACGGGCCAGGCACGUAGCACGAUGUCCACUCCAGUGCAAAUGGCCAGCAGGAAAUGGACCAGUGUGCCAUUUGUUCACUCAACAAACUGACUGAUCAUCUGUUUGCUUCUAAGCUAGACCUUAGAAGAUAGAGCUGUAGAGGAGGAGGCCCUCCAAUGCCAGGCUGAGGAGUGUUGAUUUUCUCCCGAGGAUGAUGGGAGCUUCGGGAGGUUUUAUUGCUUGUUUUUAGUUAAGUUUUAAUUGAGGUGUAACUUACGUACAGAUAAAUGGACAAAUCUUAAGUGUCAGCUGGAUGCAUUUUUAAAUAUGUAAACAGCUAUGAAACCGAAACCCAGGUCAAGAUAGA